Messenger RNA from Hemicordylus capensis (graceful crag lizard), 1034 nucleotides. RefSeq names its product 14-3-3 protein gamma-like. The record is from RefSeq and is a predicted model, not a curated record. The coding region runs from base 78 to 821 and encodes 247 amino acids. Gene Ontology annotation, cellular component: cytoplasm. Gene Ontology annotation, biological process: signal transduction. Lineage: Eukaryota; Metazoa; Chordata; Lepidosauria; Squamata; Cordylidae. The transcript has a single exon.
UGUUGCCUGCCACACUCACCUAGAACCUCCUCCUGGCCCAGACAGGCCAGUCUGUGUCUCCUGGUCUCUCCUAGUCAAUGCUGAGCCGCAAGCAGCUGGUGCAGGCAGCACAGCUCGCAGAACAAUGUGGCAGAUACAAGGACAUGGCCACUGCCAUGAAGCAGCUUGUGGUGGAAGGGAAGGAGCCAUUGACUCACGAGGAGAAGACCCUGCUCUCUGAGGCUCACAAGCUCCUAAUACAGGAACAUUGUUCUUCUUGGCGGCGGCUAAAGUGCUCAGUGGAGCAAGGGGUUGGAAAGCAGAAGGAGCAAGCCCAGGCCUAUCGUGAGGCUAUCAAAAAAGAACUGGAAGCACAAUGCUGGGAGAUUCUUAGCUUGCUAGACAAUGUCCUGCUGAAGCACUGCAGUGAGUCAGAUGAUGAAAGCCGGGCUUUUUACCUGAUCAUGAAAGGAGACAACUACCGCUACUUAGCUGAGGUGGCCCUGCCUGAUGCCAAGGAGACACUCGUUAAGUCUGCAGAGAAAGCCUAUGGAGAAGCUCAAGAACUUAGUCAGAAGUACAUGGAACCCACUCACCCUUUGGCCCUGGCCCUGGCCCUGAACUACUCUAUGCUUUAUUAUGAAGUCCUCAACAACCCCCAGCAGGCAACCAAACUAGCCAAAGCUGCCUUUGAUAAGGCCAUUGCUGGCUUGGAGACCCUCAGCCUAGAGUUCUACAAGGAAUCCACAGUCAUCAUGCAGCACCUGAGGGACAGCAUUGUGCAGUGGACUAGUGAUCAACAACCACAGGUGGAGAACAAUGUGGGAGAGCUUGAAGGCUAAUAGCCAGGUCCUGAAACUGGCACUUAAACCACCAUGAAAUGAACCAUAAGAUUAAAGGGUGUGUGGGUGGGAUACAGGUGCCGUCUGUAACUUGUCUUGCAUUCAUCCAGGUAUCAGGCCCAUUCCCAUGAUGAUUAACAUAGGCAUAAGUGUCUGUGGUCCUUUAUCUCCUGAUUAGAAAUAAAAGCCCAUUCCUGAUGUGCUUUGAUUCAA